Amaranthus tricolor (Joseph's coat) is the source of this 1847-nucleotide messenger RNA. RefSeq names its product riboflavin biosynthesis protein PYRR, chloroplastic-like. The transcript has 9 exons. The coding region runs from base 90 to 1847 and encodes 585 amino acids. Gene Ontology annotation, biological process: riboflavin biosynthetic process. Lineage: Eukaryota; Viridiplantae; Streptophyta; Magnoliopsida; Caryophyllales; Amaranthaceae. The record is from RefSeq and is a predicted model, not a curated record. Gene Ontology annotation, molecular function: 5-amino-6-(5-phosphoribosylamino)uracil reductase activity; NADP binding; diaminohydroxyphosphoribosylaminopyrimidine deaminase activity.
UGCUUACAUUGGGAUACCAUAUCCAUUUUCCAUACUCUGGUCAAGCACUGAGCAGUGCUCAACAAAAUAUAAUUACAAGCACAACAAAAAUGGCGUCCUUCAUAACCAAAGCUUGCCUCUUCCCACCAACGUCCACCGCUUUCCCUAACAUUAACUUCAAUAACACCAACUCACACAAAGUUGACGCAAAUUUCAUAAAACGCGCCGUUGAAUUGGCGGAUAAAUCCGCCGGAAUCUCAGCACCGCAUCCUAAUUUCGGAUGCGUAAUAAUUGAAGCCGGAAGAAUCGUCGGAGAAGCUUAUCUUCAUGCCGAAGGAGCUACUCCGGCAGAAGUUCAGGCAGUUAAAGCCGGUCGAGAAUGGUGUCGAGGUGCCACGGCUUAUCUUAACAUGGAGCCUGCUUAUAUUCAUGGCGAUCAUACUGCAGUUUCUGCUCUUAUUCAGGCAAGGAUAAAGAGAGUGGUGAUUGGAAUUAGAAAUCCUUUAGAACAUAUGAAGGGCAAGGCGAUUCAAGCUCUUCGAAGUGAAGGUAUACACGUUGAUGUGCUUGGAGAAGAUUUACAUGGUGAUAUGGUCGAGAAAGCUUUAAAAUCUUGCCUAGAGGUGAAUGCUCCUUUGAUUGUCAGGGCUACUUCCAAAAUCCCAUACUCAGUUCUCAAAUAUGCCAUGACCCUUGAUGGGAAAAUAGCCACGAAUAAAGGGGAUUCGAAAUGGGUAAGCAGCAACAUAUCAAGAGAUCGAGUUUUUCAAUUAAGGGCUCGAAGUGACGCUAUAAUCAUUGGAGGAAAUACCGUCCGGAAAGAUAAUCCUAUAUUAAGUACAAGGCAGGAAGGAGGGCACUUUCCCGCUCGGAUUGUUAUGUCACAGUCCCUUAAUCUUCCCGAGGACGCACAACUUUGGGACACUUCCAAAUAUGAGACAAUUGUAGUAGCACAAAAAGGUGCUAGAAGAAGUUUCCAGAAGUAUCUUGCUUCCAAAGGUGUUGAAGUAGUUGAAUUUGAGGUUUUAAACCUUAGAGAUGUUAUGGAAUACUUUUAUCGCUGUGGUUAUCUUUCGCUUUUAUGGGAGUGUGGGGGAAGAUUGGCUGCACCCGCUAUUUCUUCUCGUCUUAUUCAUAAAGUGUAUGCUUUCAUUGCUCCAAAAAUAAUUGGCGGAAAGGGAGCUCCAUCUCCCGUUAGUGAACUGGGCAUGAUUCAGAUGACCCAAGCUUUCAAUUUACAUGAUGUUCAUUAUGAACAGGUUGGACCUGACAUGGUUGUUGGUGGGUUUCUUCAGCCCAUUCCUAAUUUGAUCCCAACAAUUCCAUCGUUAUCUGAAAAAACAAAGAUGGAAUUAUCAGUUAGUCCAACUGAAUCAAGCAAUAAUAUUAUAUCCUUCUACAAGACAUGGGAUGCUUACGGAUGUUUCUCAAAUUUCUCAUCUCAUCCUAUCAAAUUGCCAGAUGAAGGUGGCAACUAUUCCAUUUGGUCGAGUGUCGAGCAUUAUUACCAGGCACAUAAGUUUUAUGGUGUACAAGACCAAAUCGCGCGAGACUGUUUUGAGACCAUUAAAUCAUCAAAUUCUCCUGAAAAAGCAGCCAUAAUAGGAAGGAAGUUGCAGAAGCAAAGACCUGAUCUGGUAAGAGAUGAUUGGGAGAGCGCAAAAGCGGAUGUAAUGUACAGGGCGUUGAAAUGUAAAUUCUCAACGUACCCACACCUCAAAUCCAUUCUUUUAUCGACUGGUGGGUCUAUUCUUGUAGAAGGUUCACAAAAAGAUCUCUUUUGGGGUUGUGGACGAGAUGGGAACGGCCUGAAUUAUUUAGGGAGAUUAUUAAUGCAAUUGAGAUUGGAAUUUUCUAACAACUCUUAG